UGAGAUUUCAUCUACGGAAGUGUGGAAUAAGAUUCCCAGCUAGAAAAGUGUAACAGGCAACAUGAUAACAAAAUCGAAAAUUUGAGAUCAUCUUAGAGAGUUGGAACGUUUUCAGGCAAGAACAUGUUUGGUUGCCAAUGCUUUUAUUGGAAGACACUCCCCGAUUUAUCCCCUCCACAACCUGAAACCUUCUCCUUGCCUUCUCCACUUCCCAAUUGGCCUCAAGGUCAAGGAUUUGCCUCCGGAAGAAUAAAUCUUGGAGAAAUAGAAGUUGUUCAAAUUUCCAGGUUUGAGCUCAUUUGGAGCUGUGAUCUUUUGCAGGACAAGCGAAAACAGGUUACAUUUUUUAAGCCAGUGGGAAUUCCUGAUGGGUUUUAUUGCCUUGGUCACUAUUGCCAAUUCGCUAGUCAGCCUUUAAGAGGAUUUGUUCUUGUGGCUAGGGAGGUGGCUUCUUCUGUACCAGAAGCUGCUCAUAUUUCUAAUUAUGCUUACUCACCAGCUCUUCAGAAACCUGUUGAUUAUACAUUAGUUUGGAAUCCAGCUGAUGAGGGCGAGGAGAACUAUGAAGGUUGCGGCUUCUUCUGGUUUCCACAGCCUCCUGAGGGCUAUAAAUCCAUGGGAUUUUUGGUUACCAACAUUCCAAACAAACCUGACUUUGAUGAAGUUAGAUGCGUUCGGGCUGACCUGACAGAUAAAUGUGAAGCUUAUCACCUUAAACUUGAUACCAGUCUUAAAUUCUCAAAUUCUCAGUUUCGGGUUUGGAGCACGAGACCUCGUCACCGAGGAAUGCUGGGUAAAGGUGUUUCCGUGGGGACUUUUUUUUGCAGUAGUUCCUUGAUCUCCGGAGAAGAGUUGAAUAUUGCAUGCCUGAAGAAUUUAGAUCCUACGCUACAUGCAAUGCCGAAUUGUGAUCAGAUUCAUGCACUCAUCAGUCAUUAUGGACCAACUCUUUUCUUUCAUCCUGAAGAAAUCUAUUUACCAUCUUCUGUUUCAUGGUUUUUCAACAAUGGAGCAGAGUUGUACAAAGCUGGGGAUUUGGUUGGUGAGGUCAUUGAUCCUAGUGGCUCAAAUUUGCCUGGUGGUGGAGCAAAUGAUAAGCAAUUCUGGAUAGACUUGCCGAGUGAUGACAGGAGACACAGUGUCAAAUACGGAAAUUUGGAAACUGCAAAGCUUUAUGUUCAUGUGAAGCCUGCUCUUGGUGGAACAUUCACCGAUAUUGCCAUGUGGGUUUUUUGCCCCUUCAAUGGGCCUGGCACUCUCAAAGUUGGAAUCAUGAACAUUGCUCUUAGCAAGAUUGGUCAGCAUGUGGGUGACUGGGAACAUUUCACUCUCCGUAUAAGCAACUUCACUGGAGAGCUGUGGUGUAUAUACUUCUCGCAGCACAGUGGUGGUGAAUGGGUGAAUGCUUAUGAUUUGGAAUACAUAGAGGGGAAUAAAGCCAUUGUUUACUCCUCAAAUAGUGGACAUGCUAGCUUUCCUCAUCCUGGCACCUACAUUCAAGGGUCUGCAAAACUAGGAAUCGGAGUGAGAAACGAUGCUGCUCGUAGUAAUUUCUUUGUUGAUUCAAGCAUCCAUUAUGAACUUGUUGCUGCGGAGUAUCUUGGAGAUGGGGUUGUUACUGAGCCUGGUUGGCUGCAGUUUAUGAGAGAAUGGGGUCCAAAGAUUGUUUACGAUUCCAGAACCGAGCUAGAUAAGAUAAUGAAUGUUUUGCCUGUGAGACUUCGGUAUCCAGUUGAAAGCAUCUUCCAUAAGCUCCCAGUAGAGCUGUAUGGGGAGGAAGGUCCUACUGGCCCCAAGGAGAAGAACAACUGGGUGGGCGACGAAAGAGGCUAGGUUGAAUAUGAAAGUCAAGCCUGUAAUUUUUGUAUGAUAAGUCAUAAUCUUAUAGAGAUAUUCAAGAUGGGUAGGAUAGAGUUGCAUUUGAAGCAAAAGCUGUUAUCAGUAUGAUGAAGUGUUGCGUGGAAUAUGAAUCAUAAUCACUGGAAAUGAUGUUACAUUGCAAACUGGUUAGAUU
Pistacia vera is the source of this 2014-nucleotide messenger RNA. RefSeq lists its product as uncharacterized. The transcript is spliced from 2 exons. The record is from RefSeq and is a predicted model, not a curated record. Bases 124 to 1833 code for a protein of 569 amino acids. NCBI's taxonomy places the organism in Eukaryota, Viridiplantae, Streptophyta, Magnoliopsida, Sapindales, Anacardiaceae.